Molecule: messenger RNA, 865 nt
Organism: Strongylocentrotus purpuratus (purple sea urchin)
Lineage: Eukaryota; Metazoa; Echinodermata; Echinoidea; Camarodonta; Strongylocentrotidae
Exons: 3
Coding region: 252-701 (149 amino acids)
Source: RefSeq, a predicted model, not a curated record
GUACAUUAUGUAUAAUGUAUACAGGGAUACAGCUAGCUAGUCGUCAAGCGACCUACCAGCAACCAAAGCAAACGAUGAAUUUUUGUCUUCCACGCAAAAAUCAAGUGCUUUCCCUAUAAGCUAUAUUAACUUCGAUGUAGGUAUUCGUGUAUGCAGCGUCUUGGAACUAGGCACCAUCAACGCUGACAGAUCAUCAUCCCCUCAAUUUACAGGACCGGAGAAAUUGUGUAAAUUCAACCUCGAAAUCACGCAUGAAAUUCUUCAGCAUGAGUUCUACCCCGAACGCUAAGCCAGCCGUAGCCGCAACUCCUGCGCUCUACUUGUUGUAUAGACUGCAUGAAUUCAAGCAGCGGUGUAAAGAUAGACGGACAGGACAGACAGUCAGUAUACCCCCGAAAGAGAGACAAAUAACAGAGAGGGAUCUACAAAUUCUGAAUAGAAAAAUAGAUAAAUUACUUCGUAAACUAGACAAGAUUGACACAACCGAACCUUCCCCUACCAAAGAUGAAGAGUGUGUGGUAUGCCUGGCCAGACAAGCGGUGAUAUGUACAUACCCCUGCACCCACCGCGUCAUCUGCCGAAAGUGUUUCGUCAAGACCAUCCAGAUGGCGCUGUCCCAACGCCUCCUGCCCCUACGCUGCGUCGUCUGCCGCUCCAAGAUCAAGCACCUUGAGCAGGCCCCCGUGGUCGACCCUCUAUAGUGGACCACCCGGACGGGACGUCCUGGCUGACAGUGUGAGUCGAUCCUACUACCAAAAACAAAACAAAAGAAAUGUGUAAUUCGAGAGCCAGAAGGGCAAAAAUUCCUAUCCUUUCAUAAAGAGUUAUACAGUCAUACCUGUCUAUAGCGACCGCCCAAGGGAAA